AUACGAUUGAAUGAGUGAAUGAAUGAAUGGAUAGAAAGCGAAGGUUGUAAUAUCAUACAAACACACUGUCAACAGAGAAAGUAAGCAAAUAAAGUGCACAGACAAAUUGUGAUAGUUCUUUUCUUCUCUUCUAUUUUCUUUUUUUAUCUUAAGUGAGAGACGGAGAGAAACGAAAGCAAUUUGCUAAUCAAAAAUAAAAAGAGAAAACAGAACUUUGCCAUACACCUUUGCAUUUCAUUGGAUAGACGCGUGUUAACACCACAACCACAACCACAACCAACAAAAACAACAGCAACAAUAAUAAUAACAAUAAGCGAAUAUAUAUAUAUAUAUAUAUACAAAUUAGCAUUGGACAAUAAAUAGAUUGUCACUGUCUCUAAUAAAUUUAUAAAUAUAUAUAUACACAUAUACAUAUUUACUCAUUAUACACCUAAGUGUGUGUUCCUUUAUCGUACGCAGAACAGAGAAUUUACAGAAUCCUAAUACAUAUUGUAAUAAUAGUGAAUUGGUUGUACUUUAAAAUUAAAAUAAGAAGCACCCCCGGGGGAAAGGAUUGAAUCAUUCUAAAAUAAUGUUGAAUACACUAGAAAAGAAUGAAAUACACAGUUAUGCUUAUAAAAAUAAUGAUUUAUUCUCAACAAGCAGUGAAUUCACAAGAUUGUUCAGUAUACUCCUUCUCCAGCAGCAACAACGACAUCAGGAGGAACAACAAGAGCAGCAGCAGCCACCGCCACAGAACUUAAAACUCACUGAUGAAGAAAUACGCCAAAAACCUCCCAACCAGACGACAGUUCCCAUGGAGGAGAAUUCCUUGAUUUAUAACUUCAUGUACAGAACAGAGUCAUCAGUGAAUACGCCGCCGCCGCCGACGACGACGACCGCUGAAGAAGCGCACAAUCAGAAGGAGAGACUACUACUACAAGAGAAAACGAAACAACAACUCAAAUUUGGGAUUGAUACAAUACUCGGCUGUUGUGUUGACAGAAGUCAGCAUCAACCGGCUAAGAGUUUAAACGAAAUAACAAAUCAUUUGAAGAAGAUACUUGAAAUGCGAACUGAACAGUUGUCAGUGAAAACUAUUAGUAAUACGGUGACAGUCAAUGAAACAUCUAUUUCUACGAAUAUAUCUCCGAAUGAAAGUAAAUUUCUGGUUAAUAAUGGUAUUAAUAUUACUAAUAAUACAUCGAAAAAUAUGAUGUUGCCUCCACCUGAACUUAUUAAACAAAUGUCAGUUAGUCUGUUGGCUCAGUCGUCAACCACAUCCUUCGUAUCAGCUUUUCCAAAUCUACAAGAUCAUCAGUACUCACCAGCCUUGUGUAUACAGCCUCCACUUCCACUACCAUAUCUUUCACACGGUCCAUUUCCUUUCAUCGUUAAAACCACUGCAUCAGAGUCGUCAGGUUCAACAUCAUCAUCAUCAACAUCAUCUUCAUCAUCAUCGUCGUCAUAUUUAUCACCAACACUGCCUAAAGAACAAGUCAGUUUAAAUGAAUCGCCGAUAAAAUCAUGGACAAAUUCACAGCUUUUCAGCAAUUUAAAACAACCACCAGAAUCACAAACUCUACAUGUGAAUAAAACACCUGAUUUAAACAGAUUAGAUCUUGGCUAUUUAUCGAAUGAUGCAGGUGUAAAUGUAAUUAAAACUUCACUAACCCUUGAUUUGUUAAAAAGUAUUGGUCCCGUUGAGUUUAUAAAUAAUGGAGCUGGAAUUAAAAAUCCUCUGGCAUGCAGUACAAAAUUCGAAAGGGAGUGGUUAAAUCGUCUCUAUGCUUCCCAAAUAGGCCCAAAUGAAUAUGUUUGUAAAGCGUGCGGAAAACAUUUUCAAAUAUUACGCCUUCUAACAAGACAUAUAAAAUGUCACAGUCAACUACACAGGUAUUUAUGUAAAUUUUGCUUUAAAGGAUUCAAUGAUACCUUCGAUUUGAAACGUCAUACCAGAACGCAUACAGUGCACAAAAAUAAUUGCCUAGAGUACAUAAACCACACACACAUACACUAAACUCUUGGUCAAAUAGGUGUGGAGAAUAAAAAAAACACUCGGAGUGAACCUGUG
This is a messenger RNA of Trichobilharzia regenti, 2053 nucleotides long. NCBI's taxonomy places the organism in Eukaryota, Metazoa, Platyhelminthes, Trematoda, Strigeidida, Schistosomatidae. The record is from the annotation of a GenBank genome assembly.